CAGGCUGGGGGGCGCCUGGGGCCCCGCGGGCGGCGCGGCCGUGACCUGGAGGGGUCCCCGAGGCUGGGUGCGGGUCCUUCCUGGGGCUGAGAAGUCCAGGUGCGGCCGUGACCUGGAGGGGUCCCCGAGGCUGGGUGCGGGUCCUUCCUGGGGCUGAGAAGUCCGGGUGCGGCCGUGACCUGGAGGGGUCCCCGAGGCUGGGUGCGGGUCCUUCCUGGGGCUGAGAAGUCCGGGUGCGGCCGUGACCUGGAGGGGUCCCCGAGGCUGGGUGCGGGUCCUUCCUGGGGCUGAGAAGCCCGGGUGCGGCCUGUCCCGGAGGGGUCCCCGAGGCUGGGUGCGGGUCCUUCCUGGGGCUGAGAAGUCCGGGUGCGGCCGUGACCUGGAGGGGUCCCCGAGGCUGGGUGCGGGUCCUUCCUGGGGCUGAGAAGUCCGGGUGCGGCCGUGACCUGGAGGGGUCCCCGAGGCUGAGUGCGGGUCCUUCCUGAGGCUGAGAAGUCCGGGUGCGGCCGUGACCUGGAGGGGUCCCCGAGGCUGGGUGCGGGUCCUUCCUGGGGCUGAGAAGUCCGGGUGCGGCCGUGACCUGGAGGGGUCCCCGAGGCUGAGUGCGGGUCCUUCCUGAGGCUGAGAAGUCCGGGUGCGGCCUGUCCCAGAGGGGUCUCCGAGGCUGGGUGCGGGUCCUUCCUGGGGCUGAGAAGUCCGGGUGCGGCCUGUCCCGGAGGGGUCCCCGAGGCUGGGUGCGGUUCCUUCCUGGGGCUGAGAAGUCCAGGUGCGGCCGUGACCUGGAGGGGUCCCCGAGGCUGGGUGCAGGUCCUUCCUGGGGCUGAGAAGUCCGGGUGCGGCCUGUCCCGGAGGGGUCCCCGAGGCUGGGUGCGGGUCCUUCCUGGGGCUGAGAAGUCCGGGUGCGGCCUGUCCCGGAGGGGUCCCCGAGGCUGGGUGGGGGUUCUUCCUGGGGCUGAGAAGUCCAGGUGCGGCCGUGACCUGGAGGCGUCUCCGAGUCUGAGUGCAGGUUCUUCCUGGGGUUGGGAAGUCCGGGUGCGAUUUCGCUCCUGGGGCUACCGUACAGCGCAGUGUGUUCACAACCGUGCAGUCGCAGUACCGACUCUGCCGGAACAUUUUCCUUCCUGAAAGUAAGCCCUGUGCCUGCAAAGCAGUCACUCCCCCAGCCCCUGGCAGCCGGCCAUAACUGCUUUCUGUCUGUGGACGGGUCUCUUCUGGAUUUUUUCAUCUAAAGAGAGUCACGCAGUAUUUGUCCAUUGGUGUCUGGCUUCUCCAUCAGCAUAAUGUCUUCAGGGUCCGUCCUCGCUGUAGUGUGUUUCAGAGCUUCGGUCCUUUUCGUGGCCGAGUGGUACUCCAUUGUGCAUUUAUACCACAUUGCCAUUCUCGGUUGAUGGACAUCUGGGUGGUUUCCACUUUGGGGCCGUUAUGAACAACACUGUAGUGAACGUUUGUGUCCAGGUUUUUGUGUUCUGGGCACGUUUUCCUUCCUCUCGAACAUACAUACAUACUUAGGAGUGGAAUCGCUAGGUGGUCUGCGCUCUGUUGUCAACCCUGGUCUCCUUUACAGCCCUGACCACACAGCCUGGAAAAGCCUCUAUUCCCGUGUGCAGACCUUUUGUAACUAAAUAUUAAAAACCCUGGGGGUGGGGUGGCUGUGUUACUGUAGCCUCCUAGUCAUUAACAUCCCUUCCAGGAUUCACUCAGUCCAACCAAAGCCCAACUUCAAUAGCUCGGCCAUCGUGCACUGAAAUUACGUGGUGUGAAGAGAUUGAAGAGAAGGGAGUUAAAGUAAAAGAAGCCGUUCUGUGAUGUCUGUGCAUUUGACUCAGAACUGGCUGGACCCAGGCUAGGUUGGUUUGUUUACUUUCAUUUGGUAAAAAAUUAAGUUGAUGCCAGAACAGAGAUCUCUUCACACAGCUCAGGAAAAAAAUUGGUUCUUUUUUACUUCCACGUCUAACUUGUGUUCUGACGUACCUGUUCGUGGCGACAUUAUUACACUAACUCACUGACAGAACAGUGUCACUUUCUCAGAGCCAAGGCUGUUCAGUCCCAGCGAGCUGCAGAAGGUCUGAGGUUGUUAGAACAGCCUGUCUGAUUGUAGCUACCCAUUAAAUUAAUUACAGCCCUGUAUCACUUAAGACUUUUAUAGCGUUCUUUUUUUUUUUCCCCCUGAGACACUUAAUCUAUAACAAUAGGCAACUAGCAAAUACAUGUUUCCAAAGCUGACAUUCAAGGGAAGGAUCAGAAGGGAGGAAAACCCCAAUUAAAGUGAAAUCGACCGAAAUAAUGACAGGUAUCUAGGCAGCCGAGUUCAGCUAGGGCCCAGAAAAGAACAGAUCGGGUUUAAAGAGCGCCCAGCCUGUAACAUGACGCGUUUACAAGUGACCCUCACCAGGCUUUCUGCAGUCAGCAUCUGCCACUGCUCCUAGAAACAGAGUCCCGGAUCCCUGCUGUGAAUGCCCUGUGCUCUCUGACUUCGGGCCCGAGAAGGCAUGGAACUUUCCUGUGACACUUCCCAGACUCACCAAGGCCAGGAGUGUCUUCUGCCCUCCUUGGGGGUUGUGGAGACGUGGAGCAGAGGAGAGGACAGGACUGGGCCCAGGCCACCUUCCUGCCUGCUGCCAAGCGGUACAGCUGGAGCGUCUCUUCCCCCAUACAGGUUUUUGCCAAAUUCCAGCUCUGUAUUGAUCUGCGUACACAGAUGGAAGUGUGCACUUACCACAGACGUGCAGCCAGUGUGAGCCUCUUUUGAGACAGGAAAUUUGACCCAAGUCACCUACCAUCCAAGGAUGAUCGAGGUGUCUUCAAAUGCUAAACCGUCUGAUGGGGAGAAACGCUCCCCUCACAACUCCAGAGUCGCCCCAAGAGGAGGAAAAGUUAACACUGCUAUAGGAGUCGAAGCAUGUCCAAGAGGUUGCAAGAUUAAAAAAACUAAUUGCUGCUUUCGGAAAUUCUAAUUUUUGGAAGGAUAUUUAGAGCUGGAACGCCUCCUUCACCGUGGUAUCCUUCUGCUGGUCCCAUCCCAGCUUCUCCAGCUUGGCACCCCCAGUCUGCUUCUGCUUUCUCCCCCUCCCCCAACUUCCAUGCCUCUGAGAGCCAUUCUGCGUCUGGGGGGAGGGAGCUCACGAACAGAUUAAGAGUUGGUAUAGCCCCCCAAGAGGGCGGGUGCCAUCUCCAUCACCCACUGGGGACACUGGCUGGGCACUGUGCCCUGAACAGGAAGACCAUGUCCCCCGCCAGCCCCCCAAUGCAGGGAGAUAAAAGCCCACCUUUUGUUAGAGGGCCGUAGACCCAUUUUAGCAUCAGUGUGGUGUGCGUACACUCUGAUGAGCUUGGGAAGGUGCUGCUGCUUCUCCCUAACCGGUAACUGGAGGCUGAGGUCAGGUGGAGCCACUAGAGGAAGUGCCUGCUGAGGAGAGGGCCCUGCCGACUGAGAUGGGCAGGCAGUCCUGGUCUAAAUGCUCACCGCGUAUGGGUGUGAGUGUGUGUGUAUGUGUGUGAGAGAGAGGGUGUGAAGUCCCUCCAGGGCAGGGCACCCCCUGGGGUGGGGUCAUUCCUCAUUGUCAGGCACCCUCUGCUGGAGGGGUGGUGGCAGCCAGCCCUGGCACCAACCAGGAACUCUGGGUUUGGCCAUGGGCCCAGGUAGGCCCGGAGCCGGCUGCACGGUGCAGGGUCUCCAUGCCCACCUGUGGGUGCAGAUGUGUUAGAGCCUGGCUGGACUUAUAGGUGGGAGGACCUGGGCAGGUACGCCGGGUGGGUUAGCCCCUAGAACCUGAGCAUCCUUGACCACCCACAGCUCUCAUCGGUGCCCCUGCAGAUGGUCUUCUGUCUCAGUGGAGUGUGUCACACCUUCUACUUCCUGGCCACGCUGCUGCUGCUGGUCUACAAAAGUCAGGUGUUCAGCUACCCUCAGCCUCACCUGAUCCUUGAUCUGGCUCUGCUGCUGGCAACGGGGGUACUGGAAGCUGCAGGGCUGUACUUUGGCACCAAAGGCAACCUGACAGAGGCAGAGGGGCCGCUGGCGGUGAGCCUGCUCCUGACUGGAGGCACUGCCCUCAUCUCCACCUACUUCCUGUGCUGGCAGACCCUGGUGCUGCGGGCAGACGCAGCCCUGGGUGCCACGCGCCUGGCACUCCACAGCCUUGAGGCCAUCCUGCAGGUGGUCACCAUAGCUGCCUUCGUCAGCUAGAUGGCAGGCCUGUGUCUGCAUCGCUCCCCCAGACCCCCCAGCAGCCCACCCGCUCCCAAGAAGAGCUUCCUUCUACCCCACCUGGCCAUCCAGCCGUCACUGCCUCUGGAACUGAAUGGGAAGGACAUUUUUCCCUAUUGAUUUGCCAUAUUUUCAUAUGGCCCUUUACUGAUUUUUUUUUUUGGUGGGGGGGUGGAGCAGAAACCAGGCAGAGCACAUGUUGGGGACUUGAGUAUUGGGGAUGGCCAGCAGGGAGGGCCAGGGACUUCCCAGUGAUGGACACCCCACUGGGCACUGUCUGUGGGGAACUGAAGGACAUCACUCGUUUCCUGUCCUGAUGCUGAGAAUCUGCUCAGGCGGAGGCCCAUGCCGGCCACCGAGGCUGAGGGAGAGAAUGGAGUGUUGUCAGGAUGAGGUAAAGGCAGGGCCUGCAGGCUGCGCCAACACCCAGGUGGGCACUUCCCAGACCAACGGGCAGCAAGGAUGGGCACACUUCUUCCCCUCCGGCCCCUCUGCGCAUCUCUAAUUCUGUGCCUCUCCACGCUCGCCCUAAUUUGCAGCUCCAGUUUUGAGGCCCGUUUACUCGGAGUUGCCAGGCCCAGCCAGGCACGGGGUCAGAGCCAACGUCCCCCACCCCGAACCCCAGAGAAGGCGCUGUGCCUCUGUUGGGGGCACUGGGACAAGGCUGAUUCAGGUCCUUGGGUGCCAGGUGGGUGGACAUCUGCUCAUGCUCAGCCCAGCUUGAAGCAGUGGCAGCAUGCUCUUCUUCCCAAAACAGAGAAAGAAAUGCAAAACUCCAUGCGGUUUUAACCACAGCCUCAAUGCCUAUCCUUUCCCCCUGGGAAAUUCUGAAAAAAAUGCUGGUCUCAAGAGAUGAAGGUGGAGAGUGGAGGCAGUUAGCACCAAGCACAGCUCUCCGUGGCCCGGGAUGACCAGAGGGAGAGCUAGCUGCUUGGGCACCCAGGGCUUCCCGACGGAAUUUCUGACUCUAGACUGGUGAGCAUCAGUACCGUUCAUUCUUAGUACCGGACCAGCGAUGUCUCUGUGAGUUUCCCAUUCGAAGCCUUACUGCAGGUGCUCCUUAAAAAGUGUGGAGCUAACCUUUCCUAGUCUCUUUCCUUUGUCGUUUCUAUUGUGAGCCUUCUCCGUUUGCAAUAACGUUGUAUUUGGAUAUCUGGAUAUUUUCUCUUCCUCGAGUAUUUUUAAAUAAAGAAACGUUUGUACCUCCUGAAUUGCUCCUAAGUAAGGCUGCACCUCCCGGCCUGGCCACACACCCAGCCCCAGGAGCAGCACUUCCCCCACCUGGCUGCAGGGCCAGGCCUCCCACCCUGUGCCCACCUGGGGUGGCCUCUGCCAGUAGCAGCGUCCUUGGGUCACCUUUGCUGCUUUGCCCUUCCUGUGGGAGCAAGUGUGGCCUGGGGUCUCUCUACCACCUGCCUCCUGCCAUGCUGCCUGGGGUGUGCCCCAGGGACCCUGUCCACCUGUAGAGACCACAUGAUUGCUGCUUCCCACACCAUCUGUGUGCCCGCUCAGUGGAGGGAGCAGGAAGUGUCAGGUGUACGGGAGCACCUCCUCCCUCUUGCCCUGUAGCUAGGGUUCUCACCACCCUGGCCUGGCUGUUGGGGGCAUCCCCACCACUUGGCUGGCUCUGGGUGGGCGUGGUGGUGCUCCAAGGGUGCUCUUUGCGUUCCCGCAGACCCGGGCGAGCUUGGAGACUUCGGGGUUAACAACCUCCCAUCCACUCCCACCCCUCCCCCCAUGCAGACACCAAGGCUCCAGACAGGUGGUGCUCACCUAUGCUACAGGCGACACCAAGGCUUGGGCAGUGUAUGGCCUGGUCUGCAGCUCCUGCAAGGCAGGGGUCUCAGCUCGCUGCCUCCUGAGAACAGGCUCACUGUAUGGGUGUCGGGAGAGGAGUCAUGCUCUGCUGUCCCAGUGCUUGCUCUCCUACCUGCUGGCCAGGUGCACACACUUCCCUAGAGGCUCACCUUCCCACGCGCAGAGUGAGAGAGGGCAGGGUAGACUGUGGACCCUGGAGCGCGGACCAGGAUGGUGAGAGUCAUUUGGGGCAUGAGCUGUUUAAGGCACUCAGCCAGGAACCAGGCCAGUGCUCAGGUGGCACUGGGCCAAGAGGACAAGGCCUGCUUCUUGCUGCCCACACCCACCAAGUUCACUGUGAUGCCCCAGGGUGAGGCCUGGAGGACGGCCGUCGGGUUUGGCAGCCGCAGGAAAGGGCAGUCCCAGUGACAGGCAGACAUAUGUCGUCGUUGCCUGGGGGACCCAGGGAGCCAGCCCCAGGGCACACGUGCCAACUUCCCUGCCCUUCUGGGCUCACCUGGCCCCAGCCCCUCAUGGCCCUCCCUGUGUUUAGUGGCCUUUUCUGCUCCCCCACCCCAAGAACAAUCACCAGAGCCUUUGGGUCCCCAUGUGGGCCUGGGGGAGCCUGCCACACUUUCUCCCUUCCUCCUCACCCCCUACCAAUGUUAUCUACCCAUUUCUGCCUGGCUCUGCCUACACCAAGGAGGGCACCAGCUCUGUGGUCCCAGCAGCUGGGGUGGGCAGGGACACUGGGUAGGUCAGGGCUGCCAGCCUGCCUGCAGCCUAGGGGCCAGGGGCUGCUGAGAGCAGUUCAGAGGAGAAAGGGUGGAAUGGAUGAUCCUGGCCACUCACCCCUGCCUCCAAACUCCAGGCUAGAGUGUGGGGUCUGGGCCUAAGGAAAGGACACCUAUCCCAGAAGGAGCCCAGAGCUCCCCUCCCUAUCUGCUCCCGGCCCUGGGACUCAGGACAAUCUGGGCCACAGGUGCCCACACCCUCCCAUCAGACACCCCUAUCCUCCAGGGGUGCCCAGGCCAGGCUGGGGGCAGGGCAAAGAGAUUUUAGAAGCUCCUGGAUAGUGAAUGCGUACCUACCCCCCAGAACUCCAAGCCCACUGCCCCUAGGGAUC
Molecule: messenger RNA, 7130 nt
Organism: Loxodonta africana (African savanna elephant)
Lineage: Eukaryota; Metazoa; Chordata; Mammalia; Proboscidea; Elephantidae
Gene: TMEM80
Product: transmembrane protein 80
Exons: 4
Coding region: 3815-4186 (123 amino acids)
Biological process (GO): non-motile cilium assembly
Cellular component (GO): ciliary transition zone
Source: RefSeq, a predicted model, not a curated record